GGGAACGAAGGAAAACAGAGCAGAGAGAUGUGUCAGCAUCUCGCUGGAAGAGAUGGGGAGUUACUACAGAUACACACACUGCUGUCAGUGGCUGCAAAAUGACAUCAUGAGGAGAGAAAGCGGUCCCCUGUGUGCAGCGGAAAUAGGCUCUGAACUCCAAAAACAGUUUGCCUUCCUGCCAGGGGGCCGUGGGGAAAAUGGCAGCCCCAUUAUAAUCUUCCCAGAAUUCCCUGCUUUUGGCGAGCUGGAGGAGGAGGAGUUUCAGAAUGUCCUUAACUACCUAACCAGCAUUUCCAGCGUUGCCUCGACAGGAGUGGGAUUCAUCCUGGUCAUCGACAGACGGCUGGACCGAUGGGCCGCUGUCAAGGCUACCCUUCUCCGCAUCGCAUGCUCAUUUCCGGGGAACUUAGACUUGGUUUUGGUGCUGCGUCCCACCACCUUGCUCCAACGGACAUUGUCGGACUUCCUCUAGUUCAACAAGGAUGAAUUCAAAAUGAAGGUGCCACCAUGUCUGUCCCUCUCUGCAUGUGUGGUGAUGCUGAGUUCGGUCACUGAGCUCCAUGCCUAUAUUGACCCAGCACAGCUGACCACAGAGCUGGGUGGCACACAGGAGUAUUGCCAUGAGGCCUGGAUCUCACACCGCACGGCCAUUGAGGCGUUUGCCCUCAUGGUCAAGACCACAGCCCAGACACUGCAAGCGUUUGGCACUGAGCUCGCUGAGACGGAGUUACCCAACGACACCGAGGCCACCACCAGUCUGCUGCACACACACACCCUCAAGAAGGAGCAAAUGAAGGAGGACCUGCAGGUGGCGCUGUCUCAGGGAGGCCGCCUGCUAGACUGCAUCAAUGAGCCACUACAGAAUGACCCUGACUACAACAUGACCCACGACGAACAGGACAACCUAGCCACCGUACAGAGACUCCUCGGCCAGCUCAAUGAGACAGAAAUGGCUUUUGAUGAUUUCUGGGAGCGCCAUCGCACCAAGCUUGAGCAGUGUCUGCAGCUCCGGCACUUUGAAAAACAUUUCCGUGAGGUGCGUGCACAGCUCGACGUGGCGUCAGAGAGGCUGGCGAAUUUCUCUGAGGUCAGCGUAAGCCCCGCCCAUGCCGAGCACGUCCUCCGAGAGCUCAGCGCCCAUGACGACAAGGCCUGUGAUUUAGUAGACCGUGCCCUCUCCCUGUCCAGUGAAGGGGAAAGUCUGAUAGAAAACUCCCAUUACGCCGAGGACUCCAUCAGGCCAAAAUGCCUUGAGCUGAGGGGAGUGUGUGAAGAGAUCACCUCCACCCUGAGGACCAAAAAGAGCCUCCUCCUCAGAGCAAUGGAGCUCCACCAUGCUCUGGAAAAGGCGUCACGGUGGUGUGAGGAGGGCAUCUAUCUGCUGGCAUGCCAGCCCGUGGACCGCUGUCAGUCCCAGGACGGUGCGGAGGCCGCACUGCAGGAGCUGGAGCGGUACCUGGACACGGCACCGCUACACACCCUUGUCGACGUCAACGCCAUCUGCUGUCAGUACGAGGCAGUGCUCACGCCACCACUCAGGGACCAGGUGGAGAGAGUGUUUCAGAAGCAGGGCUCCGUCCAGGAGAUGUUUGAGAAAAGAAGGGUGAGCCUGAAGAAGCUAGCUGCCAAACAGACCAGACCAGUACAACCUGUGGCGCCGAGGCCUGAAGUCAAGUCACCGCUCUCCUCUCCUGAUCCGAGGAGGAAAGAGAGAAGACAUUCAGAGGGCAACGUCUUAAAUGCAAUGUGCAAAAAGGUCGAAUCUCCCUUACACAAUGGCAGCAGCAGACACGUUUCUCUCUCAGAGGAAGAGGAAAACCUCGCGGUUCUCCGACGCCACGUAAUGAAUGAGCUGUUGGAGACAGAGAGGGCAUACGUGGAGGAACUGCUGUGUGUGCUGGAGGGCUAUGCGGCGGAGAUGGAGAACCCAGCCAUGGCUCACCUCAUCCCCAGUGCGCUGCUCCACAAGAAAGAUGUUCUCUUUGGCAACAUGCCUGAGAUCUACCAGUUUCACAAGAGGACGUUUCUAAAGGAGCUGGAGGCUUAUACUGACUGUCCUGAAUUGGUGGGCCGCUGUUUCUUAGAAAGGAUGAGUGACCUCAGAAUCUACGAGGCAUACUGCCAGAACAAACCCCGCUCCGAGAGUCUGUGGAGACAGUGCUCCGACUGUGCCUUCUUUCAGGAGUGCCAGAAGAAGCUGGAACAUAAACUUGGCUUGGACUCCUACCUCCUCAAACCCGUUCAGAGAAUCACCAAGUACCAGCUGCUGCUAAAGGAGUUAUUGAAGUACAGCAGGGGCUGUGAUGGCUGUGACGACCUGCAGAAGGCGCUGUCCUCCAUCCUUGGGAUCCUGAAGGCUGUGAAUGACUCAAUGCACCUCAUUGCCAUCACAGGAUAUGAGGGCAACCUUUCCGAGCUGGGCCGUCUGCUGAUGCAGGGCUCCUUCAGCGUGUGGACAGAGCACAAGAAGGGUCAUGCAAAGGUCAAGGACCUGGCCCGGUUCAAGCCCAUGCAGAGGCACCUGUUCCUCCACGAGAAGGCACUGCUUUUCUGCAAGAGGAGAGAGGAGAACGGCGAGGGCUACGAGAAGGCGCCCUCCUACAGCUUCAAACACUCCCUCAAUAUGAGUGCGGUGGGCAUCACAGAGAAUGCAAAGGGCGACAACAAGAAGUUUGAGAUCUGGUGUAACUCCAGAGAAGAGGUUUUUAUCGUUCAGGCGCCAACGCCAGAGAUCAAAUCAUCGUGGGUCAAUGAGAUCCGCAAAGUCCUGACAGAACAGCUCAAAGCUUGCAGAGAAGCCAGCCAGCAGAAAAGCUCUGACUAUGUGAGCCCCAGUCCCACCAGCAACAACACCUCCAUCUCUCUCAGUCCCUUCCGUAGCAGUGGUCAGAAGAACCAGAAGAAGCAGGAGGAGAAGAAGGCGGAGCCAAGCCCAACCUUCGACCCUAUCUCCUCCUCCUCCUCACCCAAAAAUAAAGAUGAGCCGGUGACCAGUCCUACCACUGACAGGUCCUCGGUGGCUAAAAAGCGCUUUACCUUACAGGGCUUCAGCAAUCUCAAGAGUCAGAAAGGCUGCCUCUGGCCAGGCUCAGCCCUGAGUCCUGACCACAGCUCCAAACGCCACUUGGUCAAGAGCGACCCCACGCCGUUUGGGUUCAGAGAGCCCGGGGCCCACGUCGCUCUGAGCGGAGUCAGAUGGAUGAGUACUUCUAGCCUGUUACAGAGUAAGAGGCGAGGUUGGAGCAAGGCGUCUCUCUCAGUGGAUGCCUUAGAAGAGCAUGAUGGGUACUCCAGCGGCGACGAGCCAAUAAACUCUGACCCCGAGGACGAAACGGGAAAGAAACUGGCUCCAGGAAAAUACACAGUAGUGGCGGACUGCGAAAAGGCAGGACCUCAAGAGCUGGCCGUCAAGAGCGGAGACAUGGUUCAGCUAAUUAAAGAGGGAGAAGACGGACAGUGGUUUGUGAAGAAUCUUCGGAGCAGCAAGGAAUGCUGGGUAGCAGCUGCCAACCUCCUGACGCUCAUCUCAGAGUCCAAAUCAUCUCAAUCCCUCAGCAGCUCAGAUGGCAGUGUCUCUGGGAACCUCAGCACCUCGUCCAGUUGCAGUGAGACCUACACCAGCUUCUCUGAUAUCAAACCUUGA
Messenger RNA from Lampris incognitus (smalleye Pacific opah), 3643 nucleotides. RefSeq names its product mcf.2 cell line derived transforming sequence-like a (gene mcf2la). Gene Ontology annotation, cellular component: extrinsic component of membrane; cytoplasm. The record is from RefSeq and is a predicted model, not a curated record. Gene Ontology annotation, molecular function: protein binding; guanyl-nucleotide exchange factor activity. Lineage: Eukaryota; Metazoa; Chordata; Actinopteri; Lampriformes; Lampridae. Gene Ontology annotation, biological process: positive regulation of Rho protein signal transduction; intracellular signal transduction.